Cyphellophora europaea CBS 101466 is the source of this 1698-nucleotide messenger RNA. RefSeq names its product protoheme IX farnesyltransferase. The transcript has a single exon. The coding region runs from base 1 to 1698 and encodes 565 amino acids. Gene Ontology annotation, cellular component: mitochondrion; membrane. Lineage: Eukaryota; Fungi; Ascomycota; Eurotiomycetes; Chaetothyriales; Cyphellophoraceae. Gene Ontology annotation, molecular function: protoheme IX farnesyltransferase activity. The record is from RefSeq and is a predicted model, not a curated record. Gene Ontology annotation, biological process: heme biosynthetic process.
AUGGCCGAGGCACCUUUGAGACGAUUGUUUGGCGGCGGCAUCUGCUCUAGGUGUCUCACUCGCGCCGCCCGGUCCUCGCCGCAGAGCACCUCCUUCAGAUACACACUGCAACCAAGCAGGAGACUACACGGGAGCCUCGUCUCAGACCGGAUCGAGCAACGGCACUCGACAGUCGCUCAGCAGGGCUUUGUGCAGGACUACUUUUCAGCGAACAGCUCGAUAGAUCGAGGAUGGCUGCAAAACAGCUUGCUGGCCGUUGUCAGAACCAAUGCUGAAUCAACUACAAAGACUACGUUAAACCAGAGAUCCGAAAGCAACGAUUCUUCGAUAGAAUAUAUUCGUCCUGCAGAAGCAACAGCGUUUACAACCACCACCCAAGAUGCCGGGUCACAGCAAAUGCCUCCGAAGGCCGUGCAGGAUACGCCCGAAUCAUCAGGAGAGGAUCUUUUACCACAUCGCAGAAGGAAGCGACGAAAAGAGUCUGAUGUACCACCAGCUGCUGCUCCGCCGGGCUCCAAUGACUCGCUUCCUCUCGAUGCCUCGUCGCAGCUUACCACAACGGCCACGAGCCUCCCCAGUACCGCCACUCUCCGCCGGCGUUUCGCAACCUACCUUGCCCUCACCAAACCUCGCCUCUCGUUCCUCAUCCUCCUUUCUACCACGUCCGCCUACUCCCUCUACCCAAUCCCAGAAAUCCUCUCCACAACUGCGACGGCCGACUUUCCUACUACACUGUCGACCAGUACCCUCACGCUUCUGUUCCUCACAACUGGUACAUUCCUCUCAUGCGCCUCCGCCAAUACUCUCAACAUGCUCUUCGAGCCCCGCUACGAUGCCCUCAUGACCCGCACACGUAAUCGACCCAUUGUACGCAACCUCAUCUCCCCCCGUGCAGCUGCGGUAUUCGCCUUCUUCUGCGGUGCCACCGGCCUCACUCUCCUCUACUAUGGCGCCAACCCCACGGUCGCCGGCCUAAGCGCACUCAACAUCUUCCUCUACGCCGGCGUCUACACACCCAUGAAACGCAUCUCGGCCGUAAAUACCUGGGUGGGUGCUAUCGUCGGUGGGAUUCCACCGCUGAUGGGCUGGUGCGCCGCGGCAGGACAAGCUGCCACCACGGAGCACCACUCCUGGCAAGACCUGUUGCUUUCCGAAGAGUCUGUCGGUGGAUGGCUGCUGGCGGCGUUACUGUUUGCAUGGCAGUUUCCGCACUUCAUGUCAUUGAGCCACACGAUCCGCGACGACUACAAGAAUGCGGGCCAUAAGAUGCUAGCCUGGACGAAUCCGGCAAGGAACGCCCGAGUAGCGUUGCGGUACUCGAUCGCCAUGUUCCCGAUCUGCGCGGGGCUGUACGCGGCGGGGAUCGUGAACCAGGGGUUUCUUGCCAUCAGCACGGUGUGUAACGUGUGGAUGACGCGGGAGGCGGUGCGGUUCUGGCAGAAGCAGGGCGCGGGCGGCACCGCGAGAGGACUGUUUUGGGCGAGCGUGUGGCAGCUGCCGCUGGUGUUGGUGGGGGCGCUGAUAUGCAAGGCUCGGAUAUGGGAUGGAGUGUUUGGUGGCGGCGAGGAGCCCGUCAGCGUGUACGAAGAAGAUGCGACGCAGGAGAUGGUGAGCGAGAAGGACGGCCAGACAUUGGGCAUGGAGGAGAAGCACCGACGGUUCAAUAUGGCUAUGAUGGGCUUCAAGCGGCCGAGCUGA